AUGAACGUUGCCUCGCCUCCACUACCCCUCCGUAGUAAACUAUUUCCAAUCGUUUUGUGGGCCCAGAAAAAGGACUGCCUGUACCUGACCAUAGAGCUCCAGGAUCCGGAGGACACCAAAAUUGACUUGAAAGAAGACAAGUUAUAUUUUUACGGAAAAAAAGAAAAAAAUGAAUACGAGUUUACCCUAAACUUUUUAAAACCAAUAAAUGUAGAAGAGUCCAAGUACAGCACCAAGAGAAAUAUAAAGUUUAAAAUUAUAAAAAAGGAAAAGGAAAGAUGGAAGACCAUAAAUAAUGAUGGUAAGAAGCACUGGGUGAAAUGUGACUGGAACUCCUGGGUUGAUACUGAUGAGGAAAAUAAAACAACAGAAUAUGACGACAUGGCAAUGAAUAGCUUUGGUGGUAUGGGAGGCAUGCCAGAUAUGAGUCAAUUUGGAAACAUGCCAGGAAUGGGAGGUCUUGGAGGUAUGCCCGGAAUGGGCGGUAUGCCAGGAAUGGGAGGCAUGCCAGGAAUGGGCGAUUUGGAUUUUAGUAAGCUAGGAAAUAUGGGUGAUGAUAUGGCCAAUUUUUCAGGCCUAGGAGGAAUGGACCAGUUUAAGAACAUGCCUAAUAUGAGUGGCAUGAAUGAUGACGACUCCAGUUCGUAUGGCGAUGACACCAGUGAUGAUGACGAUGAUGAAGAUGAUGAGGAGGAAGACGAGGACGAUGUUGAUAGCAAAAAUGAUGCAGAUAAAAUUCACGAGUGCAAGGACGCCAAGUGCAACAUGGAGAAGGAUGGCAUGCAUGACGAAGAAGCCAAAGUUCAGGACCCAAUUGUGGAGGUGCAAGAACCGGUAGCAUAG
Messenger RNA from Plasmodium inui San Antonio 1, 843 nucleotides. RefSeq lists its product as hypothetical. Gene Ontology annotation, cellular component: cytosol; nucleus. Gene Ontology annotation, molecular function: protein-folding chaperone binding; Hsp90 protein binding. Gene Ontology annotation, biological process: chaperone-mediated protein complex assembly; protein folding. The transcript has a single exon. Lineage: Eukaryota; Apicomplexa; Aconoidasida; Haemosporida; Plasmodiidae. The record is from RefSeq and is a predicted model, not a curated record. Bases 1 to 843 code for a protein of 280 amino acids.